UUGUUAUGUUUUCCAAAUCCCAGUUACUAUUUGCAUAGCAACAAGGCAUUUUCUUAUGAUAAAAAAUCUCUAUAUUUUUUCUACUUGACAUUAUUUUUUAGUGGGAAAAAAAUGGCUGAAUUUACGAGUACAUCGACGAAGCUUGAAGGACAAGUAAUGGAUAGAGAAGAAGAGAAAGGUGAUGAGAAACCUAGAGAAUUAUUUCUAGCAGAGCUGAAUCUUGUUCUUGUUUUAUCAUUUUUUUCGUUAUCAUCUGAAGAACGAAAAUUAGAAGAAUUUGAGAUCGAUAAUGAUAAAGAUCAUCAAGAACACAAUAUUAUUUCUAAAGUUAAUUCCAAGAAACGCGGAGGAAUCAAUAAAUACAAAGCUACUGAUCAACAUGAAUUUCCCAGGUUUCAAACCAAGAUUAAGGAUUGCAGACACUGCAGAAGAAUGUGAAGAAUAAAACAUCUUUAGGGCAAACCAAGCAAAAAGAAAGAAAAGGUCUUUUUCCAUUUAUGGAUAGAUCACAAUGAAGAAAGAGGCAUUUGUAUUCUAAUAAAUAAAAAAAAAUAUUCAGCAUUUUAUAGCCAUAGGAAAAAAGUAGAUAAAUAAAAAAAAAGUUUUGUAGUCUUAUAUAAUUACAACUAAACAAUGUAUUGACAAAUGUAGUGAUGUUAUUCACUCUUUAGUUUAUCAACAUAGAUCAAAGUUAUCUAUGUCAAUGUAUAAUUAUUCUUGCUUUUACAUUGUCA
This is a messenger RNA of Solanum pennellii, 734 nucleotides long. RefSeq lists its product as uncharacterized. The coding region runs from base 112 to 438 and encodes 108 amino acids. NCBI's taxonomy places the organism in Eukaryota, Viridiplantae, Streptophyta, Magnoliopsida, Solanales, Solanaceae. The transcript has 2 exons. The record is from RefSeq and is a predicted model, not a curated record.